AUGGAAGAGGAGUACUUUGUGUCAACAGGCCUAAAUCCAUUUUUCUCAUUUAUAGUUUUGAGCAAGGAUUCCUGUUCUACCUGGGGCGGAGGGCAUUUUUCAACUUUUGAUAAAUAUCAGUAUGACUUCACUGGGACUUGCAACUAUAUCUUUGCAACUGUAUGUGAUGAAUCCAGUCCAGACUUCAACAUUCAGUUCCGCCGUGGGCUAGACAAAAAAAUUGCAAGGAUCAUUAUUGAACUGGGUCCUUCUGUCAUCAUUGUUGAGAAAGACAGCAUUUCUGUCAGGAGUGUCGGUGUCAUCAAGCUGCCUUAUGCCAGCAAUGGAAUUCAAAUAGCACCUUAUGGGCGCAGCGUCCGCCUUGUUGCCAAGCUGAUGGAGAUGGAACUAGUUGUCAUGUGGAACAAUGAGGACUACCUCAUGGUUUUGACUGAAAAAAAAUACAUGGGGAAGACCUGUGGAAUGUGUGGAAAUUAUGAUGGUUAUGAACUAAAUGACUUUGUGAGUGAAGGUAAAUUACUGGAUACAUACAAGUUUGCUGCAUUACAAAAAAUGGAUGAUCCAUCAGAAAUCUGUCUGUCUGAGGAGAUAUCAAUUCCUUCCAUUCCUCACAAAAAAUACGCCGUGAUUUGCUCUCAGCUGCUUAACCUGGUGUCACCAACCUGCAGUGUUCCAAAAGAUGGGUUUGUCACUCGUUGUCAACUUGACAUGCAGGACUGCAGUGAGCCAGGACAAAGGAACUGUUCUUGCUCUACACUGUCAGAGUAUUCAAGGCAAUGUGCUAUGUCCCAUCAAGUAGUGUUCAACUGGAGGACUGAAAACUUCUGCUCUGUGGGGAAAUGUUCUGCUAAUCAAAUCUACGAAGAAUGUGGUUCUCCAUGUAUUAAAACCUGCUCCAACCCUGAGUACAGCUGUUCCAGUCACUGUACCUAUGGUUGCUUUUGUCCAGAAGGAACUGUUCUUGAUGACAUCUCAAAGAAUCGCACAUGUGUUCACCUUGAACAGUGCCCAUGUACACUGAAUGGGGAAACUUAUGCUCCUGGUGAUACAAUGAAAGCAGCGUGUAGAACUUGUAAAUGUACAAUGGGUCAAUGGAACUGCAAAGAGUUGCCCUGCCCUGGAAGGUGCUCAUUGGAAGGAGGCUCAUUUGUUACCACGUUUGAUUCUAGAUCAUACAGGUUUCAUGGAGUUUGCACUUACAUUCUUAUGAAGAGUUCCAGACUGCCACACAAUGGAACCCUAAUGGCUAUUUAUGAAAAGUCUGGUUAUUCUCAUUCUGAGACAUCACUUAGUGCUAUAAUUUACCUGUCUACAAAGGACAAAAUUGUGAUUUCUCAGAAUGAACUUCUUACUGAUGAUGAUGAACUUAAGCGGCUACCUUACAAAUCAGGAGACAUCACUAUUUUCAAACAAUCCUCGAUGUUCAUUCAAAUGCAUACAGAGUUUGGUCUGGAACUCAUCGUUCAAACAUCACCUGUGUUCCAGGCUUAUGUUAAAGUCAGUUCACAAUUCCAAGGCAGAACCCUAGGUUUGUGUGGUAAUUACAAUGGAGACACUACAGAUGACUUCAUGACUAGUAUGGAUAUCACUGAAGGAACAGCUUCCCUAUUUGUUGAUUCUUGGAGGGCAGGAAAUUGCCUUCCUGCUAUGGAAAGAGAGACUGACCCUUGUGCUUUGAGUCAGCUGAACAAAAUAUCUGCUGAGACUCAUUGCUCCAUUCUAACGAAGAAGGGUACAGUGUUUGAGAAAUGCCAUGCUGUGGUGAACCCUACUCCUUUCUACAAGAGAUGCGUCUACCAAGCCUGUAAUUAUGAAGAGACCUUUCCUUAUAUUUGCUCUGCUCUGGGAUCAUAUGCACGAACAUGCAGUGCAAUGGGUUUAAUCCUUGAGAACUGGAGAAACAGUAUGGACAAUUGCACCAUUACUUGUACUGGCAAUCAAACAUUCAGCUACAACACUCAGGCAUGUGAAAGGACAUGCUUGUCACUCUCCAACCCAACCCUGGAAUGUCACCCAACUGACAUCCCAAUUGAAGGCUGCCAUUGUCCUAAAGGGAUGUAUCUGAACCACAAGAAUGAAUGCGUUCGUAAAUCCCAUUGUCCCUGUUAUUUAGAAGAUAGAAAGUACAUCUUACCUGAUCAGUCAACAAUGACUGGUGGGAUAACCUGCUACUGUGUUAAUGGGAGGCUAAGUUGCACUGGCAAACUUCAAAAUCCUGCAGAAAGCUGCAAAGCGCCUAAGAAAUAUAUAUCAUGUUCUGACAGCUUGGAAAACAAGUAUGGAGCUGCAUGUGCCCCUACUUGUCAGAUGCUGGCUACUGGAAUCGAAUGUAUUCCUACAAAAUGUGAAUCCGGCUGUGUCUGUGCUGAUGGGCUAUAUGAAAAUCUUGAUGGCAGGUGUGUUCCAGCUGAGGAGUGUCCUUGUGAAUAUGGAGGUCUUUCAUACAGAAAAGGUGAACAGAUCCAAACUGAAUGUGAAAUCUGCACUUGCAGAAAAGGCAAAUGGAAAUGUGUUCAGAAAUCAAGAUGUUCCUCAACAUGUAAUCUUUAUGGAGAAGGCCAUAUCACCACUUUUGAUGGACAGCGUUUUGUGUUUGAUGGCAACUGUGAAUAUAUAUUAGCUAUGGAUGGCUGCAAUGUUAAUAGACCUCUUUCCUCUUUUAAAAUUGUUACUGAGAAUGUCAUUUGUGGGAAAUCAGGGGUUACGUGCUCUAGAUCCAUCAGCAUUUACCUUGGGAACUUGACUAUUAUACUGCGAGAUGAAACCUUCGCUAUUUCUGGGAAAAAUCUUCAAGUGAGGUACAAUGUGAAAAAGAAUGCCCUCCACCUCAUGUUUGAUAUCAUUAUCCCAGGAAAAUAUAACAUGACUCUUGUAUGGAAUAAGCACAUGAACUUCUUCAUCAAGAUCUCCAGGGAAACACAGGAAACUAUCUGUGGUUUGUGUGGAAACUAUAAUGGCAAUAUGAAAGAUGAUUUUGAAACCCGGAGCAAGUAUGUGGCAUCAAAUGAACUGGAAUUUGUGAAUUCUUGGAAAGAGAAUCCUCUCUGUGGGGAUGUAUACUUUGUAGUGGACCCCUGUAGCAAGAACCCUUAUCGUAAAGCUUGGGCAGAAAAGACAUGUUCCAUCAUUAACAGUCAAGUCUUUUCUGCCUGUCACAAUAAGGUGAAUCGUAUGCCCUAUUAUGAGGCCUGUGUCCGAGACUCAUGUGGUUGUGACAUUGGAGGUGAUUGUGAAUGCAUGUGUGAUGCCAUUGCAGUAUAUGCAAUGGCAUGUUUAGAUAAAGGUAUCUGCAUCGACUGGAGGACUCCUGAGUUUUGCCCUGUUUAUUGUGAGUAUUACAAUUCUCACAGAAAAACAGGAAGUGGGGAUGCUUAUUCCUAUGGCUCCAGUGUCAACUGCACCUGGCAUUACAGGCCUUGUAAUUGUCCAAAUCAAUACUACAAAUAUAUGAACAUUGAAGGCUGUUACAACUGCUCUCACGAUGAAUAUUUUGACUAUGAAAAAGAAAAAUGCAUGCCAUGUGGAGAUGAAAGUAUUGGUGCUACACCAGAAACUUCUUCACCUUCAACAGUAACAGCAAUGCAGCCUACAGCAACAAGAAUCUCUACUGCAGUCACAUUACCUACAGCUACCCAACCAACAUCACCUAGUACUUCUUCUGCAUCUACUGUACCAACUGAGACCACAAAUCUAACUGUAACUUCAAAAAUCACAGUCCCAAGAACUUCAUCAUCAUCACCUCUUGUCACAAUGAAGUCAACAACUGAACGUACAACAUCAAUUUUUACUAUGCCAAGCAUGACCUCAACAGUAACUACACCUUCCAUAACUACCUCAGCGAAAAGAACCAUCUUCACUGAACCAAAAUCUACACCUACUUCCUCAGCAACCAUUGCUUCAACAGAAACAGAAAAAAUAAGGUUCACCACACCACUCUUAGAGACUACUGUCAAAGAAGAAACGACAACCAUCUCACUACCUUAUACUACUUCUCAGAUUGCAGUUUUCAGCAAGCCUGAACUAACAACAGUAGAGGCCAGCACUGCCAGCAGUCCAGAAGUUCUGCUGACAAGGAUAUCUCUGAGCCCCAGCUCUUUACCUGCUACCUCAGCUGUAUCUGUUUCUUCCCCCUCAUCUCCAUCUUCAACACGACUGAGACCAUCACAUCCAGCCUCCAAGACAACUGUGCCACCUCUCACCACAGAGAAGACUACCCCUGUCACAUCUUUCACCAGCACCUCCAAGACUUCUGUCUCCAGUGAAGCCAGCUCCACUAGCAGUCCAGAAAUCCCACUGACAACAGCAUCUCCUGCCCCCAGCAGCACCCUCAGCACCAGGCUGCCAACUCCUGCCCCAUCUACACUCUUCUCCACCUCACCUCCAUUCUCCUUGCCAAAAACAAUUCAUACAACGCUAAGACCCAAGCCUUCUUCCCCAAUAACCAGUGCUUCAACAGAGUGGCUGAUACCUGCAUCCUCCACACCCUCUACAGCCAAAACCAGCCUGCUGUCAUCAUCAUCAUCUUCCCCUUACUCAACUGUGUCCUCAACAGCACUGAUCACAUCACAUCUUGCAUCCACUCACAAAAUGACAACUGUGCCACACAUUAUGCCAUCGAUCAUCACGGAGAAGACUACUCCAACUGUGUCUGCCACCAGCACCUUUAAGACGUCCAUCUCCACUGAGGCUGGCCCCACUAGCAGCCCAGAAAUCCCACUGACAAUGACAUCCUUUGUCCCCAGUAGUCUUCUCAGCACAAGGUUACCAUCUGCUGUUCCAUCCACACUCUUUACUUCACCUUCAACCUCUGUGCCAAAGACCGCAACUACAACCCUAUGGCCCAAGCUGCCCUCUCUAACAACCAGUGCUCCAACAGAGUCACCUACACCAGCAUCCUCCACACUCUCCACAGCAAAAACCAGCCUACUGCCAUCAUCUGCAUCUUCUCCCUUCUCAACUGUAUCCUCGACAGUACCGAGCACGUCUCUUCCCGCUUUCACCCAUGAAACAACAACUGUGCUGCACAUGGUGCCAUUUAUCAUCACGGAGAGGACCACUGCCACACCUGUUAUCACCAGCACCUCCAAGACUUCCAUCUCCAGUGAGGCCAGCCCCACCAGCAGCCCAGAAGUCCCACUGACAACGACAUUCCCUGCCCCCAGCAGUGCUCCCAGCACCAGGCUGCCAUCUUCUGCCCCAUCCAUAGUCACCUCCUCUCCUCUGACCUCCAUAAUGAAGUCCACACCUACAACAAUAAGGCCCAAACCUUCUUCCCCACUGACUAGUGCUCAAACAGAGUUUUCCACACCUGCUUCCUCCACACUCUCCACAGUCAAAAGCAGUCCAAUGCUGUCUUUAGCAUCUUCCACUUCCUCAACUGUGUCCUCCACAGCACUGAGAACAUCGCAUCCCACCUCCACCCAGAAAAUGACAACUGUGCCACACAUUGUGCUGCCAGUCACCACAGAGAAGACUACUCUCACUGUGUCUGCCACUAGCACCACUACAACCUCUGUCUCCAGCGAGGCCAGCCCCACCAGCAGCCCAGAAGUCCCACUGACAACGACAUCCCCUGCCCCCAGCAGCACUCUCAGCACAAGACUGCCAUCUGCUGCUCCAUCCACACUCUCCUCCACACCGAAGAUCAGGCCUACAACCCUGAGGCCUGCGUCUUCCUCCAUGACAACCAGUGCUCCAGCAGAGUCGCCUACACCUGCAUCCUCCACACCCUCCACAGCCAAAACCAGCCUACUGUCAUUGUCUCCGUCUUCCUUCUCUACUGUGUCCUCAACAGCAGUGAGCACAUCAUAUCCCACAACAACCCACAAAGUGACAACUGUGCUGCACAUGGUGCCAUAUAUCACCACAGAGAAGACCACUCCCACCAUGUCUUCUGUCAGUACCUCCAAGAUCUCCACCUCCAGUGAAGCCAGCCCCACUAGCACCCCAGAAAUCCCACUGACAACAACAUCCCCUGCCCCUAGCAGCACUCUCAGCACCAGACUGCCAACUCCUGCCCCAUCUACACUCUUAUCCACCUCGCCCUUUACCUCCACUCCAAAGCCCACACCUACAACACUGAGGCUCAAGCCCUCUUCCCUGACAACCAGUGUUCCAGCAGAGUCACCUACAACUGCAUUCUCAACACUCUCCACAGCAAAAACCAGCCUGCUGCCAUCAUCUGUUUCUUCCCCCUUCUCAACUAUAUCCUCGACAGCACUAAGCACGUUACUUCCUGCAACCUCCACCCACAAAACAACUGUGGUGCACAUGGUGCCAUAUAUCAUCACGGAGAUGACCACCCCCACUAUGUCUUCCACCAGCACCUCCAAGACCUCCAUCUCCAGUGAGGCCAGCCCCACCAGCAGCCCAGAAGUCCCACUGACAACAACAUCCCCUGUCCUCAGCAGCACUCUAAGCACUAAGCUGCCUUCUGCUGCUCCGUCCACACACUCUACCUCACUCCCAACCUCCACACCAAAGCCCACAUCCCUAAGGUCCAAGCCUUCUUUCCCAACAACCAGUGCUCCAACAGAGACACCUUUACCUGUCUUCUCAACACCCUCCACAGCCAAAACCAGCCCGCUGCCAUCAUCUGCAUCUUUUCCCUUUUCAACCGUGUCUUCGACAGCACUGAGCACAUUACAACCCUGUAAGUCUGCACUUAGUUCUUCCUACUGUUCUGCCUGUUCUUCCCAGUUCUUGCCUCUGUUUCCUACCUCGCAGGACAAGCCUUGCAGUGUUCACUCUCCAUGUUAUCACCUUCCUUACCUUCUGCAUUUGUCAUUUCAUUUCUGGGACGUAUGUUGAGGUUCUGGGAGCAUGC
Molecule: messenger RNA, 6826 nt
Organism: Phasianus colchicus (ring-necked pheasant)
Lineage: Eukaryota; Metazoa; Chordata; Aves; Galliformes; Phasianidae
Source: RefSeq, a predicted model, not a curated record